Molecule: messenger RNA, 2463 nt
Organism: Paraglomus brasilianum
Lineage: Eukaryota; Fungi; Glomeromycota; Glomeromycetes; Paraglomerales; Paraglomeraceae
Source: the annotation of a GenBank genome assembly
AUGACGUUCGAUGACGACAACAAGUGCGACCGGGAAUUAAAUGAGGUUAAAACCUCUCUAUCCAUCCUAAGCUUAUCCACAACGACGACUGCGUCAUCGUCCCCGCUGCCACAACCACCAACCACGUCUUCCAGCCUUUCUUCUCUUGUACGCUCAGUCGUAGAUUUUGUUGAUGAUUCCGGCAUCAAAGGAUCAAAGCCAGAAGAGAAAAAAGAUGUGAUAAGAGCGACGUUCGACGAGAGAAUGAGGGAAGACGGUAUCCAGUACAUUGGUCCGCCAUUUAAAGAUAUUACCAAGUUUCUCGAUGAAGUUACUGAGGAAUUCGAGCUUGGUCAAUUAGUUCAUCUUGAGUCCUUUGGCUUAUACGAUGCAAUGAGUUCUAUCGAGAUAAUGGAUCCAAAGAUGGACAGCGGAAUGGUAUUUGAAAGUGAUAUUAAUAAGAAAGCGUUUGAUCCUUUUGUACUUUUGACUCCAAAAGCAGUUCUUGGAGUUAUGGAUAGAAUAUUUAUUUGCGAGAUGACUUGGCAUUCCGGUCAUUCAUUAUCACAAACACUUUAUACCUGUCUAUACCUCGAUCUUCUUGACAAUAUAACACUUGACGCGUUUGCUUCAUCUGAUAAAAAUGAGGACAGCAUACCAGCUGAAUUAGUUGCUAUUGUAUUAAAAGCGUACAUAUUGGGGACGGUGAAAUGUUGUCAUUUAGUUUGGGAAGAGAUGUAUAAGGGACAUGUGUACGAGGAAGAGGACUUUGCAACGAAUAGAUACGGCAAGCCAUUGUGUGAAGAUAAGUCAGUAUCAGAAGUCAUUAAUUUAAUUGACAUGGCCAAACAAUGGUUAGAUGAUGUCGGAAAAACCUGGUUACAGGAUUAUGAACAAUCGUGCGAUGCAGAUCAAUCUUCAGCAGACGUGAUAGUUCAGGCCCUUAAUUUACGUCUAUCUCUGCGCAAGUCUUUUUUGAUUGCACUGAAUAACAUCUCCCAGCCACGAUGCUCACAAUAUGCUUCGGCAGCAAAACAUCUGCAAAGAGCCCUCGUGUGUUUGAAUGGUUCCAAUGACGGGACUGGGAUUAGAGAGACUAUUGAGAUUGGAAUCGAUGUAGAGAGUGUGUUCGACCCAAUGAUAAAUCGGAAACUCGUAUCUCAAACACCACCGCGUCCAAUAAAACUGCUUUCAAUAGAAGAGUCUUUGAAUGAUCUGGAUAACCUGUUGAAGGAAGUAAUAUCAAUAUGCGGAGUUAUUGAAUACAAGUCGGCUAGUAGUUUACAGAAUUAUUUCGCAUAUUUUGCUGCACGACGACCUGCUCCAUGCGCUUUUUCAAGAUCACUGCUACAAUCUACGCUCUGCACAGAUGACCGAGUCCUCGGUUUCAUGUCUAUGCAUCAACUAGUUAAAGAAUCUGUAUUAGAAUUAAACAAUCCGCCCUACCCCUAUUUUACUUCAAAGACGGAGUUAAUCACAUCUGGUAUUGGUAGCGGUAGUCGUGGUGGCUUUGGCAGCAGUACAGGGGGAAACAAUUCUGAUAACACGAACAUACCUCACCUGUUACGUGUAUUCGUUGGGAAUGCUUCGAAGGCGGAACACAUCGAUUCUGAAUUGCACACAAUAACAAAAGAGGAACCAAUGAACACUAAGGAUGGACCGUCGUUUUCCUUUUAUUUAUCGACGUGGGUUUACCAUCAGAAAUUAGUGAUGCUGGAAGAAACUCUAUUUCUUGGAUUUGAGUUAGAGUUGUAUGGGCCGCACGAGUACAUGAUGAUCUACUGGUAUCUUGAUUAUAUAUUGGGUGUUCAUAAUCGUCAUUUGGAGAGAAUGGCCGUAUACAUUGCUGGAAAGGCUGCAAAAAAUAAGAAAGACAAUCGUAAAUCCAGACGAAGACAAUCGAGGCCGACUCCAGCGCCUCCAAUUGUAUCACAGUUGAUUAACAAACAGCUAUUACUUACGGCAAAGCAGGAAAUAUGUCGAGGUGUUUACAGGAUGAUCGUAGCAUUACGCAAAUCCAACGAUUGGGUUUCGCCUAAUCUCGAAUAUGAUAAUGAGAACAUACGUUUCUGGAAUAGAACCAAAAUGUUAAGAAAUCUGGGCAGCCCUACUGCGUUGACUUAUGCUGACUUUAAGGAGACUACUCGGUUCCCGGACGUAUCUUCACGCGAAUUGCUGUCGGCAGCAUUACAUAACUUUGAAACGUGUCGUAGUGCCAUCGAAAGACUGAAUUCCUUGAAACCAACAGAGACACAUAUGGAACUCUGCGGACCCGAGUUUAAAGAGGAUAUGCAAAAUAUGCUUCGAGUAUGCAUAGGUAAUUCAAUUAGCAUACAAAAAAUGCUUCAUCCUGGCAUAUCGUCCAGUAAACGUGAAGCAAAAGCAUCAUCCAUUCAAGAUCAAAACAGUAGUACAAUAACAAAGAAAGACAUGGCAAUCGAGUUCAAGUAUCAUCCGUGGUAUGCUUAUAUAAAUGUAAAAUAG